Ostrea edulis (European flat oyster) is the source of this 3078-nucleotide messenger RNA. Its product is annotated as chromosome-associated kinesin KIF4A-like. The transcript has 2 exons. Gene Ontology annotation, molecular function: microtubule binding; ATP binding; microtubule motor activity. Lineage: Eukaryota; Metazoa; Mollusca; Bivalvia; Ostreida; Ostreidae. The coding region runs from base 175 to 2274 and encodes 699 amino acids. The record is from RefSeq and is a predicted model, not a curated record. Gene Ontology annotation, biological process: mitotic spindle organization; microtubule-based movement.
AACUCAAUGGAACGAAUUGAUCAUGGUGAUUUUUGUUGUUGACGUCAUCAAUAUUUGUGUGUUUACAAAUACCUUGGUGAGACAACGCGAACGGCCAUUAGCCUGAUGAUUAGGGAUGUAAAAACGAAGUGAACAGAUUUUAUUGUGACUGACAGACCAAAUUAAGCUAGCAAAAUGCCAGAGAGUGUGCAAAUCAAAGUGUGUGGGCGAUGCCGUCCACUGACCCAAGAGGAAACAGCUAAGGGGGUGAAAACUGUGGUCAAGUCUGCUGGAGACAAAGUCCUGAUCGAAUCUGGUGGAAAGGAUCAGUCUUUCUCUUUGGAUGGGGCAUAUUCAACUGACGUAAAAAAUGAACAAAUAUACAAAGAACGAUGUGAAGCAUAUCUACAGCGAGCACUGGAGGGAUUCAAUGUCAGUAUCAUCACACUGGGAGCAACAAACGCAGGAAAGACUUACUUAAUGUCUGGGACAGAGGGUGAUCCUGGGAUUGCGCCUUGCUUUAUCAGAAAUCUUUACCAAGCCAUCAGUGAAAGGAGCAACAAAGAGUUCUUCAUCACCGUUUCUUACGUGGAAGUUUUGGAUGAGAAGAUGGCCGAUUUGUUGAACCCUCACAUAAACCAAAUGAAGAUUAGGCAUCACCCUCAUAAAGGAAUAUAUGUCGAGGGCCUUUCAGAGAUUGUGGUUCACAACUGGGAAGAAAUGAAUCAGCUUUACGAACAAGGAACUCGUGUCAGAAAAAUGGGAGCCAGUGAUAUCAAAGCUAACCAGGCCAGGGCUCACUCAGUUUUCACCAUCACAAUUGAACAGAGAACGAGACAGUCCAGUAAAGUUGGGGUGAGAUCUGUGGUAUGUUUGGCAGAUUUAGCAAUGGGUGAAGUUGGCGGAACUGCAGAUACACAUACCAUCGCUGGACUACAAGGCUUAAUGAAUGUACUAAGUGCACUGGGAGGUCCCAAGAAAGGAAGCACUGUACCAUACAGAGAUUCUACGAUAACUCGAGUGCUUCAGGACUCCUUUGGUGGUAACACGGUUACCCUGAUAUUUGCAGUUGUCUCUCCUGUUGACAAAGCUUACAAAGAGUCUCUUACAACACUGCAGUAUGCUUCCUAUGCAAAGGCUGCAAAAAACCAUGUCAAAGCAAAUCUGGAUGAAACAGCAGAAAUUAUUGCCGAUCUGCGAGAAGAAAUUUCGAAGUUGAGGGAUAAGAUUGCAUCAACUUCCUCACCAAGUAGAGAUGAUGUCCACAAGCUCGAAGAUCUAGUGCAAGACUUGCAAAUAGCAAAGAUGUCAACCUGGGCAGAGAGGGAAAAGCAAUCUAAAAAAUUUGAAGAGGAAAGAAAAGUUAAUCUUGCAAACAAGGGAAUUCUGGAAUGGGUCAUGGAUAACAUGAAAAAAGGAAACAAAGAGCUUCAGGAAAAAAUGCUGCUUCUCCAGAAAGAAAAAGAUCUAGUUACUAACCAAUAUUCUGAAAAGAGACGUGCAGUGGAUAGUUUGAAUGAAGAGCUGCAGAGAAAGAUUGCAGACUACUCCAAGUACCAAGACAGUGGAAAACUAACAGAUUCCGAAACAAAGAAGAGAGUCACAGCUAUCCAUGAAAUCAAAGAGAAAUUGAGGAAAGAAUCAGAGGCAUUGAAGCAAAUCAAGUCCCAGUUAAAAGAUCUGGCAGAGAAGCAGAAGGAAGAAAGAGAUGAAGCAAAAUCUCACAUGUCUGCAAUGAAAGGAAGUUCUGAACUACGUCAACAAGUGGAGAAAGAAGAGCGUUUAAAGGUGGAAAAGGAAAAUAGGGCAAUGAUUGCUGAUGAAAUGGACAAGAUGAAGACUGAACUGGAAACAGAAAAGUCCCACAUUCAGUUGAAAGUGACUGAGAAUAGAUCUUUCAGUGCACAAGAGGUUUCACAAUUAGAAAUCCAACUGGCAGAAAUGAAACUAGAAAAGCCAGUCACAACCAUGAAGAUUCAUCUGAUAGAGCAGGAGAAGGAUCGGCUGGUAAAAGAGCUUGAUGCUGUUUACCAAGUGCAUAAAGAUGAGCUUGAAUUUCAGAGGCUGCGUCACCUUGAGACCUUCAGAACAUACCGGGAGAUGUUCGAGGAGCAGAAGGCAGCACUGGACCAGCGGUACAGACAACUUUUAGAAGACGCUAUCCAAGAUGCGGUUUUCUUGUCAAGUAGGAAUACUGAACUUCAAGAAGAAAAUCAGAGCUUAAGACAGCAAAAUGCUGAAAUGAGAGAUUCCAUAACUAAACUUGGUGGACGUCUUCCAACUCAAAUUUCAUGACAUAUGGUCCAAACCUUUAAUUUCUGUGAUAAAGAAAGAUAUAUGUUCAGAAUAUAGAAUGCAUGUACAUGUAUCUUCAAAUCCGAGCCCUUUUAUUCAUGCAGUGUAACCACGAUAACCUGCGUAAUUAGAAACUGAUGUAAAUCUAGACUAUUAGUACAUGUACUGGGUGUAUUAUAUUGCAUUUAAUGACAUACUUAUUACUGUCUAUCUAUGAAUUGUAUGCUAAUGUUAUUCUUAUAUAUAUAUAUAUAUAUAGACCUACUUCAAGUAAAUAAAAAGACUACAUUUUUCAUUAAAUACGUAAUCAUGGUAAUUAAUAUCAUUCUGUUUAUAAUUAGAUGUAUAAUCAUUGAGGAAGGAAGACAUUAUCACAGUACUCAAAAUUUCCUUUUCAUUUCAAUUUACUCUGCCAGAGAAUUUACUUGUAUUUCAAAAUAGUCAUGUUUCUGUUAAACUGUUAUUUCACACAAGAUUAAUUCAUUAUUUUACUUUUUUUUCAUAGAACAAAUUAUUGUAUUUCAAAACUUAUUCUACUUUAUAAAUUAAUAUAAAUAUUUUUGGGAGCUUUAGAAAUUAUUGGUAUGUAUUCAUUGAUGAAAUUUAUUUUAUUAUCCGUGAAUAUAAUAUUCUUCCUGUUUUAAUACUGGAAACAUUUGUUAACCAAGUGAAUACUUUACCACUUGAAUUUGGGAUUUUCAAUGUGCAAUGUAUUUAUAAGCAAUUUACUGACUAUGCUUUUGUUUAUAUGAAAAUAUUUUUGUUUAUGAAAUAUUAAUAUUUAAUAAAAUCAUACAUUCUUUU